Molecule: messenger RNA, 1398 nt
Organism: Kockovaella imperatae
Lineage: Eukaryota; Fungi; Basidiomycota; Tremellomycetes; Tremellales; Cuniculitremaceae
Product: Alpha/Beta hydrolase protein
Exons: 1
Coding region: 404-1336 (310 amino acids)
Molecular function (GO): hydrolase activity
Source: RefSeq, a predicted model, not a curated record
AGGACAGAUUUGAUUCGGCUCACCCACUCGCGCUGAAUAUUGGGUGGCGACAGCUGCACACACCCAUGUGGCGGUCUCUUGUGCAUCGAGAAAGAGGACACGAAAGCACACAUCAAUGAUGACCUUGUCAAGACAAGCAAGACCCCGUGUCUCCAUACUACGUUCGGGAUUGAUGAUGCGCGUGCUAUUCAGCACGGCCGGCUGUAAAAAGGACGUACGCAGGCACGUCCAGGCUUAAAAAUGGCGACAGAGAUCUGGGAUCUCGGAGGUAGAUGCAGCACGAAGAACGCCGACGGCCUCGCAUCCUCAGUUGGUUCUCGAUGAAGUGUCUGAAGAGCUCGAUAAAUCAUCCGAAGGGGAUUCACCCCUGGCAGCCUGAUCUUCUCAUUCGACCCCGUUCAUCAUGGUAGCCAAGGAAGAACGCAUCAGCUUUAAGAACGGUCCAAACCGUCUCGUGGGGAUUCUGAGAUCCCCCGAAAGUGGAUCGGUCUCUGUCAAACUGCCGGCACUGAUCAUGGUCACUCCAGGGAGUAGUGUCAAAGAACAGAUAGGUUCCAACUACGCCCGAGCCAUGGUGGAGCAUGGAUUUGUCACUCUGACUUUCGACCCAUGUCAUCAGGGAGAAAGCGAAGGGUUCCCUCGAGACCUGGAGAACCCAGCCGUUCGUAUCGAAGACGUAGUAUGUGCGGUCGACUACCUCUCCACAGUAUCGACAGUGGACGAGGAGAAGAUCGGACUCAUUGGUAUCUGUGCUGGAGGAGGGUACGCCGUUGGGGCAGCCAAGAUCGAUCAUCGCGUUAAGGCCCUCGGCGCGGUCGUUCCCGUCAAUAUAGGUCGUGCUUUCCGCCAGGCUCAGAGCAAUCCUGGAGCUAUGCUUGCGACUCUCGAGGCGGUCGGGAAGCAGCGCAACGUCGAGAUGCAAGGUGGAGAGCAAGUCCGCGUACCUUGGAUCCCGGGCUCGGUGGAAGAGGCUGAAAAGCAAGGCGUUGACAUUGACACGAUGGAUGCGGUCAAAUACUAUCGAACACCUCAGGGUCAGCAUCCUAAGUCCACGGGCAAACUCCUCAUGACGAGCAACGCCUUCCUCCUGGGCUUUGACGCGUUCAACCUGGUCGAAGAGCUCUUGACCCAGCCGGUGCAGGUCAUCGUGGGCGGGAGAUUGGGUCUCACAUUCUCAUACGCCGAUGGCAAGACCUUGUGGGAGAAGUGUCAGAAGAAGGAGGAGUUUGUGGUGAUCAAGGACGCAGGACAUUAUGAGCUGUACGACAAGCGAGAAUAUGUCGAUCAGGCCAUCGAGUAUCUCGUCGCGUUCUUCAAGAAGCACUUGAGCGAAUGAUGGCCUGAAUGAGUCUACUGGAGAAGCCUGGGGUUCAUUUCAGUAGAUGUGCGGCAGCCAGG